Molecule: messenger RNA, 8678 nt
Organism: Anolis carolinensis (green anole)
Lineage: Eukaryota; Metazoa; Chordata; Lepidosauria; Squamata; Anolidae
Gene: lats1
Product: large tumor suppressor kinase 1
Exons: 8
Coding region: 1618-5001 (1127 amino acids)
Biological process (GO): peptidyl-serine phosphorylation; positive regulation of apoptotic process; G1/S transition of mitotic cell cycle
Cellular component (GO): spindle pole
Molecular function (GO): ATP binding; protein binding; protein serine/threonine kinase activity
Source: RefSeq, a predicted model, not a curated record
GGCUGUGUGGAAGGGCCCAGAGAUUACCACAAAGAAGGCCAGGUCUGGAUUCAGUGAGGAAGACAUUCCAGAAUAAGGGAGUUAUCAGGGCCCUGAAAGCCACGAAGCGGCCGGAGGAGCGACCCCUAUAUAGGCCCCUUCCACACAACUGAAUAAAAUCACAUUUUCUGCUUUGAACUGGAAUAUAUGGCAGUGUGGACUCAGAUUUGUUUAUCGUGUCAGAAGCGAACCGAGAGUACAAAUUUUGAUGUAUUUGAAAACAAAUUUUAAAAAAACACACACAACAAUAAUUUGGCAUUAUACUAAAUGUCCUUUGAACAGUAGUUGGCCCCUUGGAGUGCCUCUGGUGUUUUGUAAGAAGGUCCUCCAUAGUGCAUGUGGCAGGGCUCAGGCUGCAUUGUAAUAGGUGUGAUAACCCAGUUCAAAGCAGAUAUUGUGAGAUUUUCUGCUUUGAAGGAGAGACCCUAUAUAUCAGGCCUGGGCAGACUUGGGCCCUUCAGGUAUUUUGGUCUUCAACUCUCACAGUUCCUAACAGCCGGUAGUGUACUGUUUGCUGGAAUAAAAUUUAAAUUCAGUGAAUAAGCUGCUAAUCAGAUAUAUCAGAGCCCUUGAUGGUGCAGCAGGUUAAACCACUGAGCUGCUGAACUUGCUGACUGAAAGGUCGGUAGUUCAAAUCCAGGGAGCGGGGUGAGCUCCUGCUGUUAGCCCCAGCUUCUGCCAAUCUAGCAGUUUGAAAACAUGCAAAUAUGAGUAGAUCAAUAGGUACCGCUUCAGCGGGAAGGUAAUGGCACUCCAUGCGGUCAUGCCAGCCACAUGACCUUUGAGGUGUCUACGGACAACGCCAGCUCUUCGGCUUAGAAAUGGAGAUGAGCACCAAGCCCCAGAGUCAGACACAACUAGACUUAAUGUCAGGGCAAAACCUUUACCUAACCUUUACAAAUAAAAUUUUAUAUUGACUGAAAGUAUGUUUAUUUGGUCUUGCUCAUCUGUGUUGAAUUGGAAUACGUAAAUCUUGUUCAUUUAAUGUGUUACUGUAUUUGUUUCACUGCCCCUUAUCCAGUUGUGUUUUAUGCAUAAGAAAUGCCACACACUGGUUGUUUUAGAACUAUACACAAACUGGAUUACAGGCAGCCCCCAAGUUGGAACAGGAUAGGUUCUGUAGAUUUGUUUUACAUUGAAUUUGUUUGUAAGUCAGAACAGGUAGAUUUUUAAAGUGUGACUCCCACCAGAAAUAUAUAUUCUUUAACUUUGGGUAGCAUAGGUAAGGGUUGACACCUCUGUGGUGUUUGUUUUGCUGUCUGUGCUCCUGUUCAGAAGAUUUCUUCUCAGUUUUUGUCCCUGUGAUAAUAGGAUUUUGAAAAAAAAAAUGGCUUGUUGUGGAAACAAGGAUUGGUGACAAAGCUUCAGUGGAGAUACCCUUUCUCCAUGAUAACUCUUUCAGGAGUGAAUUUCUUUUCCUGGGGCUAAAUUUCUCUCACUUCCUGUUGUCUCAGCCUCAUUUGUUGGCUGGCUUAGGAUUGAAUGAAUGUUUGUACCAUUGGAACCACCAUCAACAGUGAAUUUCGAAGUUACCAUCCUGUCAUUUUUGAGUGUAUUGGUUAGAGGCUACACGGUUUCAUGAAGAGAAGUGAGAAGCCGGAAGGAUAUAGACAAAUGAGGCCUAAAACUUUUCCUGCCAGUAAUUAUACUGGCAGCAGCAGGCAAAUGUUAGAAGAAAUACGAAAGAGCCUUAAAUACUUACCUAAACCCUCUGAUGCUGCAAAAGUUGAGCAAAAUGUUGGUAAAAUAGCUACUGAAGAUCCCAGACAAGGUAGAAAUCCUCCUAAAUUCGUUACCUACCAUAAAGCUUUGGAAGAAAUCAAAAAUUCUCUUGAGCCCUUUGCGAAUGAAACAAGUUCUUCAGCAAGAGGAAUAUCAGAAGUUAAUCGACAAAUGUUGCAGGAUCUACAAGCUGCUGGGUUUGAUGAGGAUAUGGUGGUACAAGCUCUGAGGCAAACCAACAGCCGCAGCAUAGAAGCAGCCAUUGAAUUCAUAAGUAAAAUGAGCUAUCAAGAUCUUCGGCGAGAACAAAUGGCAGCAGCAGCAGCAAGACCAAUUAAUGCAAGCACAAAGCCACAAGGUGUCCAACCUUCAGUCAACCGCAGGCAGAGCUGGAAAGGUUCUAAAGAAUCUUUAGUGCCCCAAAGACAUGCUUCUGCACUGAGAGAUGGCCUUUCUUUUCAUUCUGAAAGCCCUAUAUCCCAGGCUGAUGUAGGAAGACCAUUGUCGGGCUCUGGAAUAGCAGCAUUUGCUCAGGCUCAUCCCAGUAAUGGACAAAGAGUGAAUCCACCCCCUCCACCACAAGUGAGGUGUAUUACUCCUCCUCCACCUCCUCCCAGAGGGACAACUCCUCCUCCCAGAGGGACAACGCCACCCCCAUCUUCCUGGGAAACAAAUUCCCAAACAAAACGUUAUUCUGGUAGCAUGGAAUAUAUGAUAUCACGGAUUUCUCCAGUACCACAAGGAGCAUGGCCAGACGGCUAUCCUCCUCCACCAAUUAAUCCAUCAUCUAUGAAUUCUUCUGCCCAGGGACAACGAGGCAUUAAUUCUGUUCCUGUUGGGAGGCAACCCAUAAUCAUGCAGAGUUCAGUUAACAGCAAAUUCAAUUUUUCAUCUGGAAGGGCUGGAUUACAAAAUGGCAACUGCCAGGCUGAAUAUAUUGUUCACCAGAAUAUUGUGUCUGGUAAUGCAGCAGGUCGUCAACCACCGCCUCCUUAUCCAAUGGCUUCUACCAGCCAGCAGAGCCCUACGCCUUUGCAAAUGCAAGCUGGAGGACCUGCAGCCCCUUCUCCAUAUCCUAAUGGGAACAUUCCUCAAUCUAUGAUGGUGUCAAACAGAAAUAGCCACAAUAUGGAACUAUACAAUAUUAAUAUUUCUGGAAUUCCAUCAUCCUGGCCCCAGCCACCAUCUGGCAAUGGACAUGAAAUCUCAACAUGGCAGUCCAAUAUUCCAGUGAGGUCAAAUUCCUUCAAUAACCCCCUUGGAAACAGACAAAGUCAUGCAACUAAUUCACAGUCUUCUGCCACCACAGUAACAGCUGUUACUCCUGCACCUAUACAGCAGCCAGUAAAAAGCAUGCGUGUGUUAAAACCAGAACUACAAACUGCCUUAGCCCCUACUCAUCCUUCUUGGAUUUCACAACCAAUGCAAGCUAUCCAGCCCAUCUCUUUUUCUGAGGGUCCAUGUACAAAUAUGGCAGUCAUGUCACCUGCGACAGAGGCCCCAAAUUAUCAAGGCCCCCCACCUCCAUAUCCAAAGCACUUACUACACCCCAAUGCAUCCAUCACACCGUAUGAAUCUGUGGCAAAGCCUUGCAAAGAAGAUUUGCCUAGUUUCCUUAAAGAAGAUGAGAGUGAAAAAAAUGAAAUGAGUGAGGCAGUAGAUAGAGAAAAUAAGCAAAUAACCACCUCACCUGUCCCGGUGAGAAAAAAUAAGAGAGAUGAAGAGAGAAGGGAGUCCCGAAUUCAGAGCUAUUCUCCCCAGGCUUUUAAGUUCUUUAUGGAGCAGCAUGUGGAAAACAUACUCAAAUCCCACCAACAGAGACUACAUCGUAAGAAACAACUAGAAAAUGAAAUGAUGCGGGUUGGGUUAUCGCAAGAAGCCCAAGAUCAAAUGAGGAAAAUGCUGUGUCAGAAGGAGUCCAACUAUAUUCGUCUGAAAAGGGCUAAAAUGGACAAAUCAAUGUUUGUUAAGAUUAAAACCCUUGGAAUUGGAGCCUUUGGUGAAGUCUGCUUAGCAAGAAAAGUGGAUACUAAUGCUUUAUAUGCAACAAAAACUCUGCGAAAAAAGGACGUGUUACUUCGGAACCAAGUUGCCCAUGUUAAAGCUGAGCGCGAUAUCCUCGCAGAAGCUGAUAAUGAGUGGGUAGUUCGUUUGUAUUAUUCAUUCCAAGAUAAAGACAAUUUGUACUUUGUGAUGGACUACAUUCCAGGAGGAGAUAUGAUGAGCCUGUUAAUUCGAAUGGGAGUCUUCCCAGAAAACAUGGCCCGGUUCUACAUAGCCGAACUUACCUGUGCAGUUGAAAGUGUUCAUAAGAUGGGCUUCAUUCAUAGGGACAUAAAGCCUGACAACAUUCUGAUUGAUCGUGACGGCCAUAUCAAAUUGACUGACUUUGGGCUUUGUACUGGCUUUCGGUGGACACAUGAUUCCAAAUACUAUCAGAGUGGAGAUCACUCACGUCAGGACAGCAUGGAUUUCAGUAAUGAAUGGGGUGAUCCAGCUAGCUGUAAAUGUGGAGACAGGCUAAAGCCGCUUGAACGCAGAGCAGCACGUCAGCAUCAGCGGUGCUUAGCACACUCACUUGUGGGGACACCAAAUUAUAUUGCACCAGAAGUAUUGUUACGAACAGGAUAUACACAGCUGUGUGACUGGUGGAGUGUUGGAGUGAUUCUUUUUGAAAUGUUGGUGGGACAGCCUCCCUUCCUGGCCCAAACACCAUUGGAAACACAGAUGAAGGUUAUCAACUGGAAAACGUCUUUGCAUAUCCCAGUACAAACAAAACUAUCUCCAGAAGCAUCUGACCUUAUUAUUAAGCUCUGUCGAGGACCAGAAGACCGCUUGGGCAAGAAUGGCGCUGAUGAAAUAAAAGCACAUCCAUUUUUUAAAUCUAUUGAUUUUUCGAGUGAUUUGCGGCAGCAGCCUGCUUGCUAUAUUCCUAAAAUUGCCCAUCCCACAGAUACAUCUAAUUUUGACCCAAUUGACCCAGAUAAAUUAUGGAGUGAGGAUAAGGAAGGCAAUGUAAAUGACACACUUAAUGGGUGGUAUAAGAAUGGGAAACACCCUGAACAUGCUUUUUAUGAAUUCACAUUUCGAAGGUUUUUUGAUGACAAUGGGUAUCCAUACAGCUAUCCAAAGCCUAUUGAAUAUGAAUACAGUAAUUCUCAUAGAUCAGACUCACAGUCAGAUGAAGAUGAUGAGAGGACUAGCAGAGAGUCCCAAAAUCAUGAUCUAGUAUAUAUUUAGUAUAGAGGUUGAGAUGAAACCAUUCUUUGGGAUUCCUCAAUAUAUGCUGCAAGAAUAUCUGAGAUCUGAUUUUCUGCACACUUGGAUUACUGGGAGAAAAGGAAACAUUAUUAUUAUUAUUGGCCCAGUAUCCACUCCCUAUAACUUUGCUUCCCCAUUCAAGCAAGUCUUUUUUGAACAUUAACUUAUUCCAGCAUUGUUAAUAAUUAUUGUAGAAAGCAGCAGUGCUAGGAAAAAUAAAUUAUAAAGUUGAAACUUUUUGUAAGGAAUUGAUUAGGAAAUGGUGAUUUCUGUAGGAAAUUUAAAACCUGUUUCUUUGUAUAUAGACUAUAUAUAUUUAUAUUAAUUUUCCUCCCAUAAUUAUGCAGUGAUAUCAUUGCCUUACAUUGACCAAAUAUUGUACAUACCCUGUACUUCAUUAAGUUGAUGAACAUUUUGUUUGGCUUCUUGUAGUACUUAAGUCUCUUAUACAUGAGGAUGAGUUUGAGAGAAUAAACUGAGUGGCUGCCAAGGAUUCUAGUUUUGGAACAAAGACGCCUAUGGCAGCAAUCCUCACUGACUAGGACUGCAGAAAAAAACAUGCAUAGGAUUGCGUUCUGUUCAUCCGUGAACCUUCUGACAAUAAACAAUUAUAUUUUAGCUCAUUAAUUGUAACUUUGCCUAACGUUUUAUGAAACAAUUGGAUUUGUGGUGCUGUGCAAUAACACAAUUGAACUUGGUGGUGGUAGUGAGAUGAAAUGAUAUUGGCUUAUCGCAAAGUGUCAUUAAUGUGAAAUAAACUUGUUGUGGUUUUUACAAGUUGCUUCUCAUCCUUAGAUUUUGACAGGAAACACGUGAAGAUUGCUUAAUUGCUAAGAUCUCUUAACACUAGCACAGCAUUAGUAAGAGAGAACUGAUUGAGUUAGGUUGUCUACAGCUCCAUUAAAACUGUUCUGGAGUGGAAUCCCAAACCACAGGAUCCUUUUUUUCCAGGCUAAUUUGAUUAUAUGUUUAUGCUCACUUUCCUCUUGAAUUGAGAACAGGCAUUUCUUUUUUAAGUAAGUAGGGGAAACUACAGGUCACAGAUCUUUUGCUUUCUUGCUCACUUUAUAAAUGCAGUUUUGUCUUUAUUCUAAUGCAGAAAUGUUUAUGUAGUUAAUUAACUUUGUGACAUGCCCAUUUAAGACUUAUGCAACCCUAAUUGCUUCUGAAGAAUUAGCUGACUCAAAUCCUAAGCUUAUCAUAUCAGUGUUUAAAAAUGUGUAUAUAGCUAUCUGGUUCUGAAAAACAAUUUGAGAUGUCUUGAAAAAUCUUUAUUGUUCUGCAACAAGUUAUUUAUUAUUUAUUAUACUUCUAAAAAGGACAGAGCAGCUCAUAAGUAACAUUUGGGUAACCUUCCAUCCAGAUAGCAUUUUAGGGCUAAACCUGCAUAAUUUCAUUAGCAAGACUUAAUCAUAUGCUUUCAGAUUUUUGUCCAAUCCACUUUUCUUUUGAAUAGCUAUUUGUGCUGAAACACAUAGAAUAAAGAUUCUAGAAAUAAUACAUGUAGUGUAAGUUAAUAUGUAACAGUGAUUUUUGAGAAAGUACCCUCUUCAUGUUUGUUCAGAUGUGACUCAUUGUUUUCAGUAGAGUUUGCACUUCAUGUUCCAUUUAAUGUCUACUUCUAAAAUUGGCUCCAUAUAUAUUUUACAAGUGGUUGAUGCAGAAUUAUGCCUCCACUUUGUGGAAAAACUUUCUUUAUGAACAAAAGUAACUCGUUUAUCACUAUUCUGUAUACAUUCAAGUCUUUUGUGUAUUGGAAAACAAUUUCUGUGUAUGGAGCUAAAGUGUGAAUCAGACCCUAGCAUUUCUAUUUUUGAAGAAGGCAGUCUACAGUUACUUUGAUAUUUGUUUUUGUAAAGGAAGUCCUGUUUAAAAGAGGACUGUGAGAGUUGUCCUUUGUGUAAUAUUUAGACUUUCCAGUUAAACUGGCAAGCUAUAUUUGCAAUAAAGUGUAAUAUAUUCAUAGUUAAAGCCAGAUAACUUUAAUCUGCUUGCAGGUAAGUAGUUGAAUGAAAUUGUUUGUAAAUUUCCAAACAGAUUUAUUUGCCAUUUAAACCCAUCAAGUCCAGUCUAGAAUUAGUUAAAUAGCUGUCAUAUUGAAAUCAAUAUAUUUUUAAGUACACUAGUAAGCGCUUGAGACCCAUUAUUUUUCUUUCAAAUUUGUCCAAUACUGUUUUCAGUUAAGGAAUGAUGAUUAAACAUUUACAAAUGUAUAUCCUUGGUUGAUUUCAUUAAGCCUACUUGAAUUUAUAUAUGCAAGAUUAUGCAGAUAAUAUUACUUAAAGUUCCUACUACAUUUAAAACCUGUCUGUUGAAAAAAAAUGGAUUAAUGUUGUAUUAUAAUGGAGGAUGCUAAACUAGAUUAACAAAUAUUGGCAGUUCUCAUCAAUGUAGAAUGUAGAAUCCUUGAUGAACUACCCUCUUUUUCUCUUCAGUGUUUAUUUUCGACUUUUGUUAGUAAUAGUCCACAUCAUCAGAUGGUAACAGUUUUUCGUGUCCCGAAAUUUUAUUUCCAAGUUUUGUGCUGGGGAAAAAAGAAAACACAGUGUAUAAUCAUUUGUAUUAUUGUAGGUUUCAAAAUCAAAAACUACGUAUUUCCUUUUGUUCAUGUAUGGAAUGCCAUUAUUUCAAAGUAGUCUCCACUACAGAAGCAGUACGUGCUGUCUCCACAGCCAGCAUUUCUCUGCAUAGAAAUUUCAGUACUGUGUUGUUAUUUUCAGUUUUGCAAUUUGUCAAAACAGUUUUACUUUUGGAGUCAGACUGAACAAAGCGUAAAAAUAUAUAAUCACUCCACAUUGGGUUUCCAAAUAAGCCAUUUCAUUUAAGCGUUUAACUGUUUUGCUCUUCUACAUAUAUACAUAUGCACUGUAUUUAUAAAAUCUUCUCUAAUCAUGUAAUUGUAUUGUAAAUAUUGUUGUACGGUUCCCUUUCUGUUACUAGGGCAGGCCCUCUUGCUGGAUUUUUGUCUACCUUGUUUGUAACAGAAUCUGUAAAAUGUAUGACUAAGCUUCAAGGUGUUUGUUUGUUUUUUGAGAAACUAUCCACUGUUGCAGUGUGCAAAAUUAUAACAAAGAAUGAUUUAUUAUUUGGACUUGGAUACUGUACAUCUGCUAGAGAAUGCAGCGUGAAUGGGUUAAUAGAUGCUGCUCCUGUUACCCAAGGUACCAAUAACAUUUUGGUGGCAAAUAUCCCUGGUAUUUGAAUAGAAAUAUUUGCUUGAACACAACACCAAAGUGAAGUGAUGGUAGGCUUGGGUCAACAUCUGUUAGUAAAAAUCUGAAGCGCCUUAAAUACUUUCCCAUGAAAGGCACUGCUCAAGUUUACUUUUAUAUUACAUUUUGUAUAUAUGCCUUUUAUACUGUAAACAUUCUGAUGAUAAACAUUUCACUUUUAUAAAAAGGAGCUUGAGAGAAGUGCCUUGACAGAACCAUCUUUGCCUAUUUUUGCAUGUAAUAGCUUUUUGAUAAUCCAUUGAAUUCCUUCAGUGUUUUACGGAAUGCUUUCCAAUUUUCUCUAGUGUACCGUUUGCUGGAAUAAUAAAAUUUAAAUUCAGUGAAUAAGCUGCUAAUCAAAUAUAAUUUUAUAUUGACUGAAAGUAUGUUUAUUUGGUCUUCCUCUUCUGUGUUGAUUGGAAUACAUAAACCCUUUUCAUUUAA